AAGGUUUUCGUCCACCGGUAAAGGUUACCUGACAGCGAUUGGUCGUUCUUAUCUCCCGGUUGUGUCCUUAUUUUUCGUCUCUGUGCAAGCAAUCCCUCUGGCCGUUCUUUCGCCUCAGAUAUAAAGUGAGGAUAAAAGACAAGUUGCCAACAUUUGCAUUAAUUUUUGAAAGUACCUUGUGAUUGAGGCUUGCGCAUUAGGUCAUAGAGACGCUAGGAUAGAAGAGCUACUGCGAGGUAUGUGAGCGUUGCCCUUUUUCAAGAUGGCGGAGAGGGGUACUAUUUCCCUUUUCCCACUGCGUAGCGAUCCUUGACUCUAAGAUGGUGGUGGACGGGCGGCAGGCGACUGGCGUCCUUGAUUCGGUUAGUUUCGAGGCCCUAAGGCAGGUCUUAGGGGCGAAGGGCAGGCACGAUAAGAGCUGGUCAGGCGACGGGUAUAGAUUCUGGCCGGCUUUCGAGGAACGUUUGGAGCCUGGGUCUCUGGCGGCCUAGUCUGUAGGGUGGGGAGGGAGGACGGCGCCCCACCCACCCCAGUCCACCUUCACGGACCUGUGUUGUUUUCGCUAGCUGAGGUUGUUUUCUGGCGUUAUUUUCUAAGGUGAGAGUAAGGCUGGGGUGUGUGAAGGCUGGAUCGCUAUGCCCAUUUUGCCCAUGACAUACUGGCAGGCAAUAAUAUGCGUGCAUUUAUAUAGAUUUUUCUGUCAGACCAAGGAUUUUAGAUCCCUCCGUGGUUCUCCUACGCGUUUUUAAAGCGCAGCGUUUUCUUAGCUAACAGCCCCCCCUCCCUUUUAUGAUCAUAUUUUACUUCCUCUGAUUGGCCUCCGUAAACCAAUUUUGCUAGAUGCUAGGAAGGAAAGCGUUCUCCAUUAUGGUUGGUCCGCUGGUGUAUUCAGAUGCAUUUAAAAGAAAGACGGGAUUUCAGAAUUUAUGAACGUUCUUGAAGUCUCUACAACUAAAUUUGUUGAUUCAGCAUCUCAUCACAUUUUAAAAGCUAAGUGAACACACAAAUUUGUAAACAUUCCGUGUAUGCUGUCUGAUGCUACCUCUUGGAUACUUCCACUCUGCAGUCAGUCUUUUGAAGUAAAGUGAAUCUGGAAAGAAACAAUGGCAGCUUUGGAUACUAAAGCAAAAGCAAAGAAAACUCUGGGAACUGUUGAUUAUGUGGAGUCAUCGGAAUUUGCACAAGGAAUUCUGCCUACAAAGAAGGAUGUCAUCCAAAAUAUGUUAUAUCUGUUGCACCCAAAAAGAGCUGGGCAGGCCCAGAGAUCCAAAGAAGAUGCUGCCCAAUUGCUUGCUGAACUUCUGCAGGAACACUGGUUAUUUUGCAAUUUGUACACCAUAGCAACACAUAACAUUAAAAAUCAUAUACUUAAGGUAUAUGAGGAAUUCUCCAAGUUGUAUCAGUCCAGAAAGCGAAGAAAAAAUGAGCUGUUUACACAGAAAGCGGAUGACUUCAACAGGAGCUCAGAACAGCUUUUUGAUAUAUUUUGUACAGAUACAGUUACAAGAGAGAAACUGGAACAAUACAGUGGUGUGAAGAUGACAGACACUGAGUGGAAAUUUCUUGAAGAUCAAAGAAGUGAAAGAAAAAUGUACUUUGAGGACUUCAUGGAUAAGAAGCAGAUGGAAACAUUAGAAAGACGAAGAAAAGUGCAGUCACUGGAACAUUUCAGGAAGAUUGCAGAAGAAGAGAAAGAAACUUGUAAGCGUAAAGGAAUGGAUUCCAAUACAGAUGAACAGCCAGAUGAAGAAGUCAGUGAUAGGAAUAAAGAUGACUCUUGUCUUGAACACAGCAAGGGAGUUGCAGACUUUUCACAUAAGGCAAAAAGGAAGCGUCUAUCUUCUGGCUGGAUUACGGGGACUCCAACUUCAACUAGCUAUGGCGAGACAGUUCCUCAUGAAUGUCAGCAUAUACGUAUGAGCAUCAGAAAAGUCAGACCAGGGUUCUAUGAGACUUUUGACAAAUAUGAAAAUUGCUAAAUUCACAUGUGAAUUGCUAGUGGAGGUUGCUUCUGUUGAAGUUGAAAAGAGUUUGGAGAGGUCUUAAAAUAGCCUGAUCAAUUGGAAGUUGAUGUAGAUAUUAUGUUGGGCUCCAUAAAUGUACAGCAACAGCACCAAAGCUAUGACACCAGUAGAACAUGGCUUUUAGCUUACUGAGAAGGUUAAAAUGUGAUUUGUUUUGGCCUGUAUCAGUAUCUUCACAGCUUAAAAGUGCUAGAUAUUAAAAGGCUGUAGCAUAGCAGAGGAAGACAGAAUUAGUUUGGAAAUGCACAUUAAUGCUAAUUUACAUGAGGUUAAUUUAACUACAGGAUCAAGCUAUCUGGAAAGAUGGGGCAUUCACAAUCACUUGCAGCCCUGAUUCUAAAAAACCUUUUUUACCCAGGUGUAGUACAGAAGUCUGCUAAAAGAGGAAGUGCAAGACAGUAGGCAUGUUGUCCAUUCCAUCCUCAGUGUCUCCAAGACUGGAAGACUGUGAUCAGUUCAGGAAAAAAAAUGGUCACCAAUCAGAUGGUUACUAAAAGGAGACUGUUAUCUUAAUGCAGGAUCUUUCUGAGGCUCUUAGUAGUCUGUUGGCUCUUUAGGUGUUCCAAUAGAGCAUACACCCCCAUUGUGAAAUUGUAAUUGGUUCUGUAAUUCAGAAGUGCUCUAGUUUCUUGCAAAAAGCCCUCAAUCCAUAAGUGAUUUUAAGAAACUGAGUAUCUGCAGUUUACAAUUCUGUGAGAUUUGAAAAGGUUUGGCACCUUUGAAGACUACAUGUUUACUGAAGGAGAUAAAUUGAUUGCUUGGCCUGCCUUUGCAGAUACCUAGUUCAAAAGAGACUUGUGAAGUUCUGAGAAAAUUGGUUUGUUGGAAAGAAAAGAAAGAUCAGGAAAUGUACACAAUGGCUUUAGAUAUAAAUGUGAUAACAACUAUCUAUCUUCUGCAUUCUUAGCAAUUAAAUAUCAUUGAUGGUGAGAAGGAUUGUGAUGAAGUAGAAUUUGUAAUCAGAUACAUGAGACUUUCAUAUGUAUAAGAAAUGGAACAUAACACAGAAUGGGAGUGCAUAAAGACUAUGAAUUCCAAAUGUAGUGGUAAUACAAUUGUAAUAUUCAUUGAACCAGGAAGUUGUUUUUAAAGCCUAGAAAGAGAUUGUAGUAGUAUGUUGUAUACAUUUUUGUUUCCAGUUCAGCACUAAGCAUAAGUCCUGUUUUCUUGCCUUCUGGCUCUUUUUUUUUGAUAAGGCAGGUUGAAAUACAAACAUACUAUAUGCAUGGUGGUAUGUGCCCCUGUUACAUGAUUUGGUGGGUGACAUGAGCAGAAACGCACAUGCAUAUGUUCCAUUUGUAUAAUCUUACCUCAAACAAAAAAGAUCUGAGAAAUUCAGCAAUAUGCAUAUCCUCCAUAAAUAGUUUUUAUGGGUAAAUGUUUCUGAUGUACAGAAAGAUGUACAAUAUUGUCAGAGUGGAGAUUUAUGGAACCAUGGUUCACAGAUGUAUGUAUAGUACUUGAUGGUUCUCAGCUGGAUAUGAACUGUCUCUAUUAAACAAUGUGUUUGAGUUGA
Molecule: messenger RNA, 3540 nt
Organism: Heteronotia binoei (common prickly gecko)
Lineage: Eukaryota; Metazoa; Chordata; Lepidosauria; Squamata; Gekkonidae
Exons: 2
Coding region: 1104-1979 (291 amino acids)
Source: RefSeq, a predicted model, not a curated record